AUGGCACCCUCCAGAGCUGGGGGCAGACGUCCCUCGGACGGCACCAACGGGAGGGACAACCGGCGACACCAGCAGAACCAUUACCAGCCCAGAGACGAACCGCCACAGCCUCCUCCGCCUCCCGCGCCCGUGAGAGCCGGCCCUCAUCCCGGCUACAUCACCAGCUCGAACCAGUACACCUGCGAGCGCAAGAUCAGGCACCUCCUCAAGGAGAACGGCUGCGACCCCGCCCGGGAGGAUAACUACCGACUACAGGGUGUCCAACUCAUCGACAAUGUGAGGGAGCAUCUGCAGCUACCGGUUCGGACGUUUGACACUGCAUGCGUGUACUUCCACAAGUUCAGACUCAACUUUAGAGACGCUGAGUACAACUACCAAGACGCCGCGCUGGCCUCGCUCUUCGUGGCCUGCAAGGUCGAGGACACCAUCAAGAAGUCGAGGGAGAUCCUCGCCGCGGCAUACAAUAUCAAGAACCCAGACAAGCCCGCUGCCGCAGACGACAAGGUCUUCGAAGCUUCCUCCAGGAUCAUCAUCGGCCUCGAGCGCCUCAUCCUCGAAACGAUAGGCUUCGACUUCCGCACCCGCCACCCCCAGAAGCUCCUCGUCAAAUGCACCCGCUCCAUCCUGGGCCGCGACUCCCCCUCCGCCCGCGACUUCUUCUCGACCGCCUACUCCAUGAGCAUCGACCUCUACAAGACCUUCGCCCCCAUCAAGCGCACCACCUUCUCCAUGGUCAUGGCCGUCAUCGAGCUCACGGCCCGCGCCAUCGACAUCAGCAACACCGACGACCCAGACCGUCCCCAGCUCCUCCCCCAGGUCCGCCGCUUCUCCGACCUCAAGCCAGACUACUGCCGCCCCGCCGUCCUCGAGACCAUGCUCGACCUCCUCGACCUCUACGUCCAGCACCCCAAGUCCACCAAGCUCGGCCCCCGCUUCGACAUGAACCACUUCAUGGACAUCAAGAUCCUCCUCAACAACGACCUCGACCACGCCUCCCUCCCCCGCUUCCUCUACUCCUGCCCCGAGUGCGAGUCCUCCCCCUUCUCCGCCACCUCCCCCGACCAGCACUCCCCCGCACAGCACCAGCCACCGCCCCCCAACACCACCAGCAACCUCCUCCUGUCCUCGGAUCACGCCGCCACCCCCAACCCCCUCGGCACCGGUCCCCGCCCCGUCCGCGGCGACGGCUCGACCAUGCGCUUCGUCUUCAACCCCGAGGCCGCCCGCUCCGAGCAGCGCACCGUCGACGACUUCUUCCGCGAGGAGUGGGAGGAGCACGAGGUCGAGGUCGAUGAGCCCAUCCCCCCGCCUCCUCACGUGCCCCGGAACAACCGAGACGAUGGAGGCAACGAGAGAGAAAGAGGUGGUGGUGGUGGCAGGAGGAGAUAUCAGGGCGGGCACCAUAAUCGGGAU
This is a messenger RNA of Clonostachys solani, 1413 nucleotides long. Lineage: Eukaryota; Fungi; Ascomycota; Sordariomycetes; Hypocreales; Bionectriaceae. The record is from the annotation of a GenBank genome assembly.